Molecule: messenger RNA, 618 nt
Organism: Emericellopsis cladophorae
Lineage: Eukaryota; Fungi; Ascomycota; Sordariomycetes; Hypocreales; Bionectriaceae
Exons: 2
Coding region: 1-618 (205 amino acids)
Source: RefSeq, a predicted model, not a curated record
AUGUUUCUCAAACGCAAGCGUUCCUCAUCUGAGAUGAGUUCAUCAACCUCGUCGUCGUCUUCAUCCCCUUCGCGCGCCAGCCCCAUGUCCUCCAUGGACAUGGUCUCUCCAUCUGGCCAUCGUGGGCGUACCAUGAAACGCCUUCGCAACAGCAGGCCCUCGGACAAUCUAGUUCACCAACGUACCCUGGGGAUGCUCUACGCAGGCGCAUCGCAGCAGACCUCGUCCCAGACUGCACCCAUUCGUCAGUCAUCAACACCCGUGAUAGACUCCCAUCCUCCCCCAGCAAACGAAUCGCUCCAUCGAUUCUGGAACAUUCGCAGCGCUCCAACACCAUCACCAUCCGUCGAACGACGGCCGUCCUUCCCAACAUGCUGCGAUGACUGCGGCACCAGUCUAGGUGGCGGUGACCAAGGCAUGGAUGUCGACGACACAGAGGACCCAUCCUGCAUUGAAUGCGCGAAAAUUGUAUGCCAGAGUUGCUCCAUCAGCAACCUAGGCGCAGAGAGGCGGUGCCUCAAGUGUGCGAAGCGGCAAACGUGGUCCGGCCCUGCCAAGCCCCCUGGCCGCCUCUUCAGUUUCACUCCGACAGUAUCACAGGAUGUCGAGAUGCUAUGA